UCUUUGACCAAAAAAAAAAAAAAAGCUUACUAAUCUCUCUUCCUCAGAAAAGAUAAUUUUACUUCUGUUUUUGAACGGAAGAGACAGAGACUUCUUCUUCUUCAUCGUCGUUGUCUUCUUCUUCUCCUUAGGUGUACAGAGUCGAUACCUAACUUCAUUUUACAUAGAGAGAGAAAUCAGAAGAAGAAACAAAAUCGUGAAAAGGUGGAAACUUUUUUAAGAGCAAGAGAUUGAAACUACACAGAAGGAAACGGUAUAUAUGCGUGGCUAGAUAUCGAUUAAUCGAUACGUAUACUCCUGGAGUGUCUCUUUGAGUGUGUAUAUCUCUCUCAGUUGUUCUUCGCUGAAAGUCGGGAUCUUUAGGCAGAAACAAACAAGCUGUGUGAUCCGACGUCGUUUAAAAGUUUUGAUCCAGCUUGUUUGAAGCGUUGUGCAGUGGGUUAAAGAAUAUCUGAGGUUGAGGUGUUGCAGUAUGCAAUAAAGCUUUUUGAUUUUUUUAUGAGAUGAAGGCAGUUAAAGGGUGGCUUCUAGGCAGAACAAGUUAUACGCAGUCUUUGCCUGGUGCUCGCCACCACCGUUCUCCUACGAAGAAACCAGUAUGGAUCAUCGCAGUGGUUUCUCUGAUAACAAUGUUUGUAAUCGGUGCUUACAUGUUCCCUCAUCACCGCAACUCCGCUUGUUAUAUGUUUUCAUCUAAUGGAUGCAAGGCCCUUACUGAUUGGCUUCCACCCUCGCCGAGGGAGUUUUCUGAUGACGAGAUCGCAGCUCGUGUAGUGAUUAGCGAAAUGUUGAGUUCCCCUCGUGUCAUCAAAAAGACUUCUAAGAUUGCAUUUAUGUUCCUAACACCUGGUACUUUGCCUUUUGAAAAGCUAUGGGACCUCUUUUUCGAGGGUCAUGAGGGGAAAUUCUCAGUGUAUAUCCAUGCAUCAAAGGAUACGCCGGUUCACACCAGUCGUUACUUUCUUAACCGUGAAAUUAGAAGUGAUGAGGUGAUCUGGGGUAGAAUAUCAAUGAUUGAUGCCGAGAGACGUUUGUUGACCAAUGCUCUAAGAGAUCCUGAAAAUCAGCAAUUUGUUUUACUCUCUGAUAGUUGUGUGCCACUUAGAAGUUUUGAAUACAUGUACAACUAUAUGAUGUACAGCAAUGUCAGCAAUGUUGAUUGCUUUGACGAUCCUGGUCCACAUGGAACCGGCAGGCAUAUGGAUCACAUGCUGCCGGAAAUUCCAAAGGAAGAUUUUCGAAAGGGUGCACAGUGGUUCUCAAUGAAGCGUCAGCAUGCUGUAAUAACUGUGGCAGACAGUCUUUACUACUCAAAGUUCCGGGACUACUGUCGGCCAGGUGUAGAGAGCAACAAGAACUGCAUAGCGGACGAACACUACUUGCCAACAUUCUUCCAUAUGCUUGAUCCUGGUGGCAUUGCUAACUGGACUGUAACAUAUGUUGAUUGGUCUGAGAAAAAGUGGCAUCCAAGAACAUACAUGCCCAACGAUGUCACGCACGAGUUACUGAAGAACCUCACGUCCAUUGAUGCAGUUUCACGUGUAACAAGUGAGGGAACGGGUGAAGUAACAUGGACACCAUGCAUGUGGAACGGAAUCAAAAGACCUUGCUAUCUCUUUGGAAGGAAAUUCCACGCAGCUACUCUCAACAAACUGAUCGACCUCUUUUCAAACUACACAAGCAUGGCAUAGACCUCAACAAGGCGUUUUGAUUGAUCGAUGAAACGCAAAGCAAAAGAAGGUAUUCUUUUCGACUGGGAUUCUUUGGCCAACGUCCCAUUACAUUCUAAGGAACCAAGUUUUAAAUUUGAGGAACUACCAUGGAAUCCUUAGAAGAUGUAACUUGCUGCAAAGUCCUUUUAAGAGGAGAGAAUCAUUGAGAUUUUUGAGAAGCAUAGGAAGUGUUUGGUGUAUUUCAUCUGGUUGGGGACGUUGAGACAUUUUGAACUCAUCUGUUUUCACUACAUCUCGUUGUUAUUUAUAAAAAUCUUAGCAGAGUGCUUUCUGUGUUA
This is a messenger RNA of Brassica napus (rape), 2011 nucleotides long. Its product is annotated as glycosyltransferase BC10. Lineage: Eukaryota; Viridiplantae; Streptophyta; Magnoliopsida; Brassicales; Brassicaceae. The record is from RefSeq and is a predicted model, not a curated record. Gene Ontology annotation, molecular function: glycosyltransferase activity. The transcript is spliced from 11 exons. Gene Ontology annotation, cellular component: membrane. Bases 504 to 1691 code for a protein of 395 amino acids.